AUCACUGCAUGGUCCAAAGUUUAAAUAAGAAAUAUCCAAAUUCCGAUAACGGUUCUAUUCAUUGAAUGCACCAUAAUUUCUUAACUCAAUGCUGCCAUCUGUCGAGAGACACGUUGGACGCAAGUUUAAUUAAUGCACGCAUAUAAUUUUUGAGUUGAAACCAUGCACGGUGCCAGGAUUAAAAAAAUAAAUAACAUUAAAAUGUAAAAUUAAAUGUUUAGGUGCGAUCUUUACCCGGGCCGUUACUCUCGAACGUCCAUUAGUCUCUUCAAGUCCGCAGAUCCGUUUUGAAAUAAAAAAUAUAUGUAGAUAUCAACAUCACUUAAAAUUACUACCUUAUUGUACAAAAUUGUUCGUACUGUGUAUGUAAUUGGAAUUACAAUAUAAAUACCAUUGGCUGCCUUUGUUACUAAAGGUGUCACCGAGUGCCGAUAAUUUAAUACAUGGAGAAAGAGAAAGUCAAUGGAUAAAAGAUGGAGAGGCGAGUAGUUAUUUUUAAUGUUUUUUUUUUCAGUGAAACAUCUCCACAGAGAACCCCCCACACACAUACAAAGAAAUCAACCCAAUCUAAUAAUCAAUAUAAAAUGUGUGCCUUUUAAUGUCUUACCUCUAGAUGGUAGACUGCGAUUGUUCACGGCACGGCGUCGAGUGGUAUCUUGGCUACGACGGAGUUGAGUGCUUGACUGGAAUUCAAGUGGUAUCCUAGAAACGAUAUCGAAAGAACGCAGAAAAAAGCGGACCUCGUUAAGAGCGUUCUCAUUAAUGUGAAAGAAAUGAGCGGAGUGAGGGUUUAAACAUGUACGGGCGUGCUCCAAGAGUCACCUUCUUGCCAAAUAGUGAGACCUCAGCUACAGUCGGUCCUGGAUCAUACAACCUAAAUUCAAGAAGACACUCCACAGGGUCAGAUGGCUAUGCUCCAUUUUUGUCCUUGGCUAGCAGACUACCAUUGAUCAGCGAGUCCUGUGCAACAGAACCGGGACCUGGGUUCUAUGAUACCUCACCUUUGAAGCUAAAUGUCCAUGGUGGCUGCAGUCUUCGGAGCCGCUCCAGGCGCUUCGAUGACCUGGCGUGUGAAGGUCCGGGCCCCGGGGCGUAUGAUCUCUCGCAGCCUGCCAGCACCAGCCACAAGCUGAGGGCUCGUGCAAAUGUUGCUGUGCUUGGUGGCAGUCGGGCGCAUCCUGCUAAAAGUUUGCUGCAGCGAAUUGCUAGCCAGUACGAUGUGCCAUCCAUUCCUUCCCCGGGUCAGGCAUGUGGCUAUGAAGAGGAUGCCUCAGGUGUGCUCCGCAAACAGGAGCCUCCGCACAGAGACACAACCCUGGGCCCGGCCUACUACAAUCCUUUGAACGCUGCAAAGACCCAGAAAUACAAAGGCAUAUACUUUGGCAACAUGACAGCCAGGAGAGAACAGGUGACCAAGGAUGAAGGUCCAGGGCCGGGCCACUACUACCCUGAGAUUGUUCCUGAAACGCACUAUGAAAAUGUGAACAUGCGAAAAGAGCAGAGGGUCAGGGUGGAACUUGUCAUUCCUCGAUACCACCAAUUGUUGACCCAACUGGAACACAAGAAGGGCAUUCCGGGUCCUGGCCACUAUGACAUCAAAGGACAGUUUGAGAGGCUCAGUGACAAAAAGCAGCAAGUCACCGCCGCCUUUCUUUCUCAGACUGAGAGGUUCAAGCUUGCCAAGGAAGAGUCGCCGCCUGUUGGUGCCUAUAAUGACCCACGGUGCGCCAUUCAAAUGUCUCACGAUGCGACAAGGGUGCGCAACAGCCCGUUUGGUGUCACAGCGGAACGUUUCCCACCGAACCACAACGGAGGUUGCACACCAGGUCCCGGCUCCUAUAACGUCCUGGACUUGGGUUUGGCCCAGGAAAGUUUAAAAAGGGCAUAUUCAGAGCGAGCCAGGAAAGGGGGCUUUGGCUCCACCGCUAAACGCAGCAGCAUUUUCCUCAACAAGGAGUCCAUACAAGGACCCGGCCCAGGAGAUUACCAGGUGGAAACGCGUCCAGAGGAGCUUUACAAAAAGCAGCACACAGCCGCAUUCAGAUCAGCCACGCAGCGCCUGGCAUCCUCAACUGUGGCCAAAGAUUCUCCUCCACCCAAUACGUACAACAUAAACAGUCCACCAAAGGGCACAAGUGGUCACUUUGAAGCUCGGAGUAAAGAAGCCAGAAGACGACAAAGCUGCUUCCUGUCAGCGGCACCGCGACAAACUGCUUCCUUUCUAGGCUGUGUGAACACUGGACCAGGUCCAGGCGAGUAUAACCCAAGUGUGAGAUGCUCCCCUCCUAUGUGUCUGAUGGCCUCUCGAGAAGAGCGAUUCAAAGAGAACACCGAUACCAAUCCAGGACCUGCCGAUUACCAGUUGAGUCCAGGCAUCAUGAACACUGUGCUAAAGGGAACCUUUAACGCGACUCUCAACAAUCCUCUGAUGCAUCGACCCCGCCUCGCUGCCCAUCUUCUACCGCAAUACAAGGCCAGUGAUGCCGUUUCCCACCAUACCUUUGCUGCCACCACUAUAUCUUAAGUUACACAAGAGGGUACACACACCAUUUAACUCAUACAGAGACCCCACAUAUGACAAAGAAGAAAUGGGGGGCAAAGGUAGUUGUCACAGCUGAAAAGUGAAAAUAUUUCAAUCCACUCCCUCCUUAUGUCGCGGGGUUGGAGGAUGACAUAAAAGUGGCCAGCGACAACACAGGGGUCGUAUUUUUCGCUAUUUGCUACGAUGGAUAUAUGUUCCUUUGUAUUCGGCGUAGGCAAAUUCGUACACAUCUCAGAGCUCGCUACAGUGUAUCAGUAAGUUACGCUAACACACUAGUCAAGUCAAAAUACGGUAAAUUUUUGUAUGAUAAACAUGAUUCUACUACAUCAGGUAUCACACUGUGGUUGACUUGCACACAGGAAGCGCUGCAAACUCAUUUAUCAUGUGCCAUUCUUAGCCUCGAAAUGUCAGGACUCCAUGUAUCCUGCUUCAGCAAAGCUCAAAGUCAAGCGGUGGAUUAGGGAGACUCUUCCAUUCCUCUGAUGAAGAUUUUCAUUGGAAUAUGUCAUAGAUCACAUUUACUUACCCUGAAUUUACAGCUGCAGAUUUUUCGCACUCAAUUGGGGUGCGGAAAAAAAAGAAAAAAAAACACGUACAUUUUUUCUUAAUGCUUGCAGGAAGCAGUUUGGAUAAUCUCUUCGUUCACACUGAAUAUAUCAAUUUACAGCACUUUAGAAAAAAAAGACAUUUGAUUGAACUAAAAUUCUCAAACAUCUAAUCUAAAAGCUGCAAGUUGGCUUUCUAGCAUAUUGCUUUUAUAGGCUUGUAGCACCUCCUGAGGGAGCAUGUUUUAUUUAAUGACAAGUAGCUCAGAAGACAAUUCGAGGGUGGAAAAAAAAAAGCCAUUAAAACGCCUAAAGGUCCAAAGCCAUAUUUGCAGACUGGGCAUAAAUCACAGGGUCGUUCAUUAUGUAGAGUUCUGCUGACCAAAGUUGCAUAGAUUACUCAUAACUCUUCACCAAUGUGGUCUUUGCACGCUAAUGAAAUUAGCCUUUUAAUUGACACUUUACGCAUUACAAAAUUCCUAUUUUCCCACUGGGAAUAAUGACUGUUGACAUCAAAUUGUUAGCGAAAUAAUACCAAAGAUGAGCUGCAGCAUUUAAAACAGCGCCUGCUCAAGUCAAACAUGAUACUUUUUAACAUUAUUCUCUGUCAUACAAGUGUAUACAUACUGUACACUACUCACAAAACAAGUUAUAGCCAAUGCUUUCAGGGGAAAUUUUAGAAUCAACCAAAAAUACACUCUUAAUCUCACAGGUGACCUUACUGAGUGUUUGUUGUGUCAACAUUGCUAGCAAGAUUAUUGCCUUACUUUGCAAAGCUCCCAACAUGCUACUAGUUGCUGACCAAAGCCACGCCCCUCGCUAAUAUCAACAAGCACAAAUUCACAGAGAACACACAUCAGCAUCAACAAAAUAGCUGGGCCAGCAAUAGAAAGCUAGCAUUAGCACCUUAAUAUGUUUGCAUUAGCCAUGAAUGCUACAUUGGCAUGACUUUCACUUUUUGCAAACUCCCCCAUUAAAUUAAAAGUUAAAUACAACUGAACUAUACAUGGCCAGUGAUUCUGUCGUGUACCACUAGGAGUGAGUCUGCGUACAACUCUUGGUACUCCUACCUUUUAGAACCGCAAAGAUAUUGUAAAUAAAUGCAAGCCUGUGUACAAGCAGAGGGAAGAUGAGAAAAGUCGACUAGUAUUUACGCCUCCCUUGACAGUCGUCUUUACCUUUUUUUCUUUUUUUUUAUCCCUGUGAGCUGUUUUACCAUCAGUGAUCUAAUUAAAUGAAAUAAAUCAGGCGGUCACAGCCCCACCUGAUUCCCGGACUAUCUCCCACACCCCCAACCAAUUGUAUAAAUCUCCAUUAUGGCGCAUUACGCGGCACAUCACUCAUGUUGUUUAUUGGUGGGGAAAAUAUGUAAACAGAGCCGAGCCCCGUAAAACAGUGAUGGAUGCUCAAACGGGCACUCCGCCGCGUCAACGGGCCACUAAGCGACGUCUCGUGCGGGCUCAAAGACAUACGGUGCGUCGUCCUGAAACCCGGAUUUCAUUGUAGGCUUCUUUUUAUGUCCUCAUUCGCUAAAGGGCUCUGUCUCCGAGCAUUAUUUAAUCUAAUCAGCUUGACGCUCUCUCCCUCAAUAGAGCUCUUGAUAAUUGUAAAAUGGAGGUUGAUCAGGGUUUUUGUUUUUUUGUUUGUUUUUUAUUGGUUAGCAAACGCCAGACAGCUGCUGGAGUAGCCACUUAGGGAAGAUGAUUCUGUAUGCAAAUGAGCUUGACUUCACUAGGGGACAAAGCAAUACAGACUUUUAUUAUGUCACUGUCCAACAAAAAAUGUUAUUUUCCCUUUUUUCCCGAAACAAGACCUACAAAAAUAAUUAAAUGUAUAAAAAUCACUGACACAACAAUAAAUAAAGUUCUAAUAAAUACUAAUGAAUACAUAUUAGAACAGUGUGAAUCAAGAUAGAUGUGCACCUUUAAAUCAUAUGAUAAUAAUAACAGCGAUGAUCCAAAUAAAAAUCUGUAAGAUAUUAACAAUGGUGUAUGAUAUUUUAAAUAUGCAAAAACUGUUGUGUUUUAUGCCUCCCUUUUUUUCCCUAUUACUUCAAGGGAAAUUCUCUGACAUUUAUUUCACACGCAUUCUAAAAUAAAAAUUGAGAAUAUCGCAAAUUUAGCAUAAUUCUUCCUGUGUGUUGCUUUUUGUAUUAUUUCAUUGGAAUGCAUUCUUGAUUUUUAUGAUCAUUCUAUUUUAAUUCACAAUUUCUUACAUAUUUUGUAAUUUAAAUAUAUUUUUUUGAUUAUAAUGUUGAUUUUGUGUUUUCAUUAAAAACCUGAACGUCA
Messenger RNA from Hippocampus zosterae (dwarf seahorse), 5375 nucleotides. RefSeq names its product sperm-tail PG-rich repeat containing 2 (gene stpg2). The record is from RefSeq and is a predicted model, not a curated record. The transcript has 13 exons. Lineage: Eukaryota; Metazoa; Chordata; Actinopteri; Syngnathiformes; Syngnathidae. Bases 797 to 2524 code for a protein of 575 amino acids.